GGAGAGGAGAGAAUGUUGAUGUGAUACAAUUUGACGUAGUUGAGUCAUGAUUGAACAUGAUUGAGUCUAAAUGGCUAGUGCUGCUUUUAUACGCCAGUAUCAACGUAACUCUUUGAUGCGGCACAUCCAUUUGACUCCUUACUCACUAGUAAAACGCUGUAACAGUAAUAUCGUAGCUUAUUUGAUAACGCACAUCGAAACGUGAAUCAAGUGACACGAAACACGGUAGUACAGACUGUAGUAAGAUAAAAUAUGUCUUCGACGAAGGUUCUUCGAGUCGUGAGUAGUAUUAUGCAGAGAAGGCCGUUGUUAUUCAAUUCGAUGGUGUACGGUUUCUUCUAUACGAGCGCAGAGUUCAUCCGACAGAGCUUCAGUAAGAUGUCCAAGCCGAUACAGCCGAUUACUGCGGAGCCGGAAAUUUGUUCUACUGUCAAGGGACCAAUAUUAAUCCAAGUACAAAAACUUUGCGAGAUGUUGGAUCUGGUAGAUAAUAGUUCUAAUUCAACAACUUACAACUGGCCGCAAUUGAAAAGAUACGCAAUUUUCGGUUGCCUCAUGGCCGGACCGAUGCUACACGGAUGGUACAAAUGGCUCGAUACGUUCUACAGUGGGAAAACCACGAGGAUUGUGUUAAAAAAACUUUUUGCGGAUCAAUUUAUCUUGACACCACCAUUACUUAUCUUGUUCUUUAUCAGUAUGAGUUUAAUGGAAGCUAAGUCGGAUCUCCUUCAAGAAUGCAAAAUUAAAUUUGUACACACUUUUAAGACUUCGUGCGGAUAUUGGUUGCCGGUGCAAUUUGUCAACUUCCUAUUAAUUCCACCGUCUUUUCGAGUGACAUAUGUCAGUAUUGCUGCUUUCUGCUGGGUCAAUAUUCUAUGUUAUUUGAAAAAUUUACCCGUUUCCGAAUGCGAGCAGAAAGUAGAAUACUAAGACUUUUCGUAUGCACACACCACACACACACACACACUCUCUCUCAUGCAUGUACCUGAAUAAUCAAUUAUCAACAAGAUAUUCGUUAAUGAGUUCCUUGACAUUUUGCUUGAUAAUUAUCUUGUUUCCGUCAAUGAAACAUUUCCAGAAAAUUUAACGCACAAUUAGUAUACGUAGUACUAGUUACACGUAUAUAUAAUUUAUUGUAAUAUUUGUUUCCAAAUAAUAAUAUUUAUGGGAAUAGUA
Vollenhovia emeryi is the source of this 1176-nucleotide messenger RNA. RefSeq names its product mpv17-like protein 2. The transcript is spliced from 5 exons. The record is from RefSeq and is a predicted model, not a curated record. Bases 253 to 930 code for a protein of 225 amino acids. Gene Ontology annotation, cellular component: cytoplasm; membrane. Lineage: Eukaryota; Metazoa; Arthropoda; Insecta; Hymenoptera; Formicidae.